UUACUCAAGAAUUUCAAUAUUUUCAUGGGAAAUUAUGAAAUAUCUAAACCAGUUGAACAAAUAAUUUUUUAUCGCUGACUGAGUAACUUUUCAUUGAUAAUUGCAAUGGGGGAAGAGAGCUGUACUGAUGAUCCAACAUUUUCAUACAUUCAGUUGGUUAUUUUCGUUUUUUUUUUUUUUUCCUCUUAUUUUUCUCUCACUCAUCUGCAGAAUCUCACUCAAGUAGUGCUGCAAGUAAGUGUGCAGUAACUUGAAGCUGAAGGUCUGUGACACUAAUGAGCAGGCGAUCAUUGAUGUCAGGUUCAAGAAAGGGGGCACAGCUUGAUUAUUAAUUGACUGUAAAGCAAAGAAUUAUCAAUGCUAGGGUGACGGGGAAAAAAGCGAAUAAAGAAGCUCCAAAUAAAUCCCGCAUUUUUCUCUCGUCUUGUUCUACGACAAAAUCCCAAAAGCUCUUUGAUUAAUAUGGCGUCGUCGUCGCGUCGUUGACAACGAAUUCAGACUUAAAUUCGUUGGUCAUUGACUGAUGAAACGAUCCUCGGCCAACGGUCGCGUCGUCGACUUGAGUCUUCCAGUGUCAACUAGCAUGAAGUCUUUUACAAAUUACGCGCCAUUUAAAUUUUACUUUCAAAGAAUCUUCAAACAACAGUGAUGGCUAUUAUCGUGAAAAAUUCCUUCUGGUAAUCACUGUGGGGAUACUUGAGCUGUGAACUCAGUGUGUAAGGAUCGUUUUUGGGUAGUAGCAUAGAUAUAUUGUUCAAUAUAUCUAUGGUAGUAGUAUAAAUUACAACCAAGCAAAAUGACUACAGAGCUGAAGCAAAUCACUCCCAGACUGAGGACAGUGAUAGCACGAUUCAAAUUUGUAGAACUUGAGACAGCGGUGUUGCCCAUCUUCCCAGAGGUAAAAUGGCAAAACAUCAAACAAACACUUGUAAAAAACCGCCAGAGUUUUACCACUGGAGCAUUCCUUCAAGUCUUGGAGCAGAAGAUUAAGGCAGCAAAGAUAACUCAAUGUGAGAUAAAUAAUCGGUUAUCUACUCUACAACUAAUAGAUAUAAGUCGACAUUCCACACGGAGAAACUGGUGGACCUAUAGACUAGACGGUAAGCAUCAUGAUCCUCAACAAUUUCAGUCUGAUCGAUACCUCCAAGAAAGAAUAUCGAAGGAGUUUGUCAGCACUCAUACAAGUAUGCAAGUGCGGGUGGUGACACACGACAAUAUAACAUUCAUAUCAGUGCAAGAGCCUGUGACAAAAAAAUCCAGGACAUGGAAAUCCACUUUCACCUACAUUGCUCUUUUUAAGGGAGAGGAAUACUUAUUUGUAACCCGCAAAACUGUGAAUCCUAAUAUCAUACUGAUCAUUGGGCAUUGCCUUAAUUACGAUACAUACAAGCGAGUUAAACUGUCUGGAAGGCAUUUAAAAUCGCUAAUUCAAUUGCUCAGAGCAAAACAGCAAGGAACUGUCAAUGAUCUUGGUCUUUUACAGACUCCAGCGUACGAAGUGCCACCUCCGAUUGUAAGAAAUACAGGGAUAGACUUCACAGAGUCCGAACAGCGUAGAAAAUACAUGGACAAACUUUAUGGCUCUGAAACACCGAGAACUGAAUCUCUUGUCGUUGGUGUUAUUGAUCAGAAAUGGCUCUGUUCAGAUUUAGUGCCCGGUUUGGAAGAAGAUACAGUGGACAUUCACAUAGAAUUCCGCAGCAAUAACAUUCCCCGUAUGAUGAAGGAUCUUGUGCAGCGACGAGUUGUACAAAUACCAUUACCUGCUUAUGCUGAACAAAUGUUGAUAUUAGGGAAAAACGAAGUUUCAUUGCAUUCGUAGUGUAAUGAAAAAGAUGUAGGCUAAAGAUAGAGUAAAGUCUCACUGACAGAUUACUUUUAAAUGAACAAUAAUUGGUCAUGGGCCAGACUCGAUGGGUUAACUCUGUAUCUGUCUUCAGUAUUUUAAUUACAGUAAUUAGCAGUUGAACUGUUUCUUAGUAAUAGAGGGAGCAAUAUCAAAUCGUGUAUAGUGUAAGUGUUUUCAUUAAGCAAAUUAAAUAAUCAAAGAUUUUUUUAUUAGAUCUA
Athalia rosae (coleseed sawfly) is the source of this 2067-nucleotide messenger RNA. RefSeq lists its product as uncharacterized. NCBI's taxonomy places the organism in Eukaryota, Metazoa, Arthropoda, Insecta, Hymenoptera, Athaliidae. The record is from RefSeq and is a predicted model, not a curated record. Bases 797 to 1822 code for a protein of 341 amino acids. The transcript has 7 exons.